Racocetra persica is the source of this 837-nucleotide messenger RNA. Lineage: Eukaryota; Fungi; Glomeromycota; Glomeromycetes; Diversisporales; Gigasporaceae. The record is from the annotation of a GenBank genome assembly.
AUGUAUAUUGCUCUUGGGUCUCUUGUAUAUACUACUCCUAGAAAUUAUGCCACCCUUUUGCAAUCUGCUCUUGAAUUAAUCAAUCAGAAUAUUCUUGAUGGAGUGAUCUGGGCAACUGUAAGAUUUAAUGUAUCGGAACUACCUUCUACAUUUACACUCUCUACCGGUGAGGUUAUACCCACUUCAAAUAUUUUAAAUAAUUUAUACCCGCACAUUCAUGUUUCAAAAUAUGCCCCUCAGUUUGCAAUACUUUCUCAUGAGAAUACUAAAGUGUUUUUAAGUCAUGCUGGUAUAGCUAGUAGUCAUGAAUCUAUGUAUACAGCUACUCCAAUGUUAGUACUUCCAAUAGCGCUUGAUCAUCCUGGAAAUGCUGAAAGAUUGGAGCUUACUGGUAUGGCUUUAAAACUUUCAAAACUUGAUCUGAAAGUUAAUGAUAUAAUAUCAAAAAUUAUAAGAUUAAUGAACGAAAGAAGUUUUAAAAUGAAUGCAAUGAGAAUGCAAGUGUUGGCAAAAUGUAAUAGCAAAAGAAAAUACAGAGGUGCAGAUUUAAUUGAGAUAAUGAUGAAUCUGGCAAAACUUGAAGGUAUUAGGAAUGAGAAUAAUGAACUGGAGGUAGACAAUGAAUUAUUAUUAAGACAUUGGAUCACUCCCGAUUCAAGAAUGGGUCUCAUUAGAGGAAAGUAUUUAGAUGUUUUUGGUGCUGCUGUGAUUAUUAGUGUAGCAUUGAUUAGUGGUCUUGUGUAUAGUUUUUAUAGGACUAUUAGGUUCAUUGUCUUGAGAUGGUCUCUUAGAAGUAGGAAUCCACGAGAAAGUUCUUCGAAACAUAAAAAUGAAUGA